Molecule: messenger RNA, 2953 nt
Organism: Tachysurus fulvidraco (yellow catfish)
Lineage: Eukaryota; Metazoa; Chordata; Actinopteri; Siluriformes; Bagridae
Gene: gjd1a
Product: gap junction protein delta 1a
Exons: 2
Coding region: 751-1644 (297 amino acids)
Biological process (GO): cell communication
Cellular component (GO): connexin complex
Source: RefSeq, a predicted model, not a curated record
GAGAGAGAGGGAGAGGGCGUGCAGGCAGAUGAAAGAGAAAGGAGGAGCUGAGAGGAGGAAGAGGACGACGAAGGUGUCAGCAUCAGCCCCCCUUCCACGCACACACGCACACACACAUUUGCACAGAAGAAGAGGAGAGAAAGAAGUGAAGAAAAAGACAGGAAAAGAAGAAGAAGAGAGAGCUUGGAUCUUCCAUGUCCUUGUUAUAGCGGACGCAGCGACUUCCAUCACAUCCCGGUGUGUGUGUGAGUGUGUGUGUGUGUGUGUGUGUGUGUGUGUGUGUGAGAGAGAGAGAGAGAGAUAUGGAAUCCAGAGCGCUGCAUCGCCUCAGCUCAGUGUCGCUAAUAAAGACAGGGAUGCUGCAGUGACUCUGUGUGUAUGUGUGUGUGCAUGCAUAUGGAGGUCUGAUAGGUGCAGUGCUGCUGCUGCUGCUGUGUGUAAAAGGGGUGUGAAGAUGGACACAAUGAGAGAACAGGAAGAACCAAGAUAGAGAACCAAUCAAGGUGUGUGUGAGUGUGUGUGUGUGCGUGUGAGAGAGAGGUGGUCCGACUCCAGCAUCAUCAGCACUCCUGCUGCAGAAGCACCGCUAAGUCAUCUGCACACACUCAAAAGCUGGCACCAGGGGCGGGCGAGGGGUCGUUGCUAACGGAGACGGUCCCAGGUCAGAGGCGGUGACCCCAGCGAACAGCUGUCGGCACGGCGGCACGAGGCAGCAGGGGCGUGAGCGAGAAAGACGGGCGGAAAGCCACCAUGGGGGAGUGGACAAUAUUGGAGAGAUUGCUGGAGGCUGCGGUGCAGCAGCACUCCACCAUGAUCGGGAGGAUCCUGCUGACAGUGGUGGUGAUCUUCCGCAUCCUGAUCGUGGGUAUAGUCGGUGAAAAGGUGUACGAGGAUGAGCAAAUCAUGUUCAUAUGCAAUACGCUGCAACCUGGUUGCAACCAGGCCUGCUACGACAAGGCCUUCCCUAUUUCACACAUACGCUAUUGGGUGUUCCAGAUCAUCCUGGUGUGUACCCCGAGCCUGUGUUUCAUCACUUACUCGGUACACCAGUCGGCCAAGCAUAAGGACCGGCAGUACAUGAUCCUACAUGGCCCCUACAUCGACCACGGGCACGGACCAAGCCGCAAACUGCGCAACGUCAACGGCAUCUUAGUCCACGACAAGGAUGAAGACAUUCCUGAGCUUAAGGACAUCCCGAACAUCCCUUCUUGGCCGACUCGGCCAUCGAAGAGUGCCAAGGCAAGGCAACAGGAAGGCAUCUCCCGCUUCUAUGUCAUCCAAGUGGUGUUCCGUAACGUGCUGGAGAUCGGCUUCCUGGCCGGUCAGUAUUUUCUUUACGGAUUCAACGUGCCGGCGAUGUUCGAGUGCGAUCGCUACCCAUGCGUCAAGGAGGUGGAGUGUUACGUGUCACGGCCCACUGAGAAAACUGUCUUCCUGGUGUUUAUGUUCGCCGUUAGUGGGGUUUGCGUCGUGCUCAACCUGGCUGAACUCAACCACCUGGGCUGGAGGAAGAUCAAAGCAGCAGUACGUGGCGCUCAACAGCGCAGGAAGUCCGUGUGCGAGCUCAGGAAGAAGGAUGCCUCGCACCUGUCCUCGCUUCCCAACCUGGGCCGCACGCAGAGCAGCGAGUCAGCGUACGUCUGACGGAGAGUAGGGGAGGGGCUUAGGAGGGCAUGGGCAUGGAUAACCAGAAGGAAAAAGAAGGGGCGUCCUACGAUUGUGACUUGAUAGCAAGGGUUGGACAGUGGGGAGAGAGGGAUGGGACAAAAAAGAUGAUCCACGGACCUCAAUGCUGGAGAGACAGACAUACUGCGGGAGUGAAAAGGCUUUUAAUCCAAAAAAAACACAGAGGCAUGAAAGGACAAUAUUCUCACCCUCGCGUACCCGUCUCCCAGAGAGACCCGUGGAUGUCUUCCAAACAAAGCCACGUCGAGCAAGAGAAACAUUUUUUUGAAGAGUUGUUCCAAAGUAAAAUCAGUCACCGGAUCUCUUGAGCCCUCGAUUUCAAGGUCGUAAAGAGGUUUAAAGCAAAAUACGACAAGAACAAAGCGAAACAGUCUGUCUCUCUCUUUCCAUGUAAACUGACAGAGUCUUUCAUACAUGGGGAUGAAUUAUAAAAGAUAAGAAUGAGUGAUGAAAGUGAUAACGAUGAUGAUGAUGAUGAUGAUGAUGAUGAUGAUGAAACAAGCCCCUCCCCCCUUUAACAGCAGCCGGGCAAUAAGAGGACCACCACCCCUAGUCAUAUACUUAAAUCCGACCAUAAAUAAAAAGCGUAACCAAACAGUCGUUACUCCGUUCUCUUCUCUUAGUGCCCUAGAGCUGCUGCCUAGAAACAAUUCUGUAAAUACUUCAGCGUUAUGAUUUCUCGCAUUCUUUUAAGGAUUAUUUAACGCAGCUUCGUAUAACUUUUUGGUCCUGUAUGUCAAAGUCAAGCACAGUUUCUGCUCCCACACAUCUCAUCAGAUUAGCACCGUCGUCGCAGGCCACACAGAUGCGCAUGGCUAAAGAGGUAGCUAUAGAGUUCAUUCUAUGCGGCUAACAUAGAUGCUAGGUGGUUUUAGUCCACUGCUAAAAUAUGAAAUGACAGGUAUUCGCAAAAGUCCCGUAUUGUAAUUCGUCAUGAAGUACGACAUAUAUUCUACCUUUGCCUAGCUUUGCCAAAUUCCUGCCAUAUUUUUUUAAAAAGUGGGUGGGGCUAACCUUGAGUAAAUCUCACAUGGCUUUUUAUCAACCUAUGCAUUCACAAUGAAGCGUCUCUUCGGGUCUGAGUAACGUAGCUAGAGUAUAGCCAGCUUGCUAAUUUGCUAACCGUGCUAACUGACUUGAUUGGUACAUGGUGACUUGAGUUGAGUUUAGAUAAUUGAAUGGUGUAGCAGUCUGAGAGUCUGUCACUCAAGCGUGAUUCGAAUUAUAGGUCACGCCCACGGUGGGGGGGGGGGGGGUGCAGCUCUCA